AUGCACUUGUGUCGACUGUGUUUGUGAAUGACAGCUAGGCUAGCGACUAGAUGCGAUCCGGCAACUGCCUAGAUUAUCAAUUUACUGUUGUUUAGACCAUAAUACCAAGAUCAAGAUGUUUGAGGAGGCUAGUGAGGUGUUCGAUAACAUGUUUAAGUCCUCUUUCCCCCUGACUUUCAUUGUGUUUAUCCCCGCGGUGCUGAUUCUCGUCUCACCCCUUCCAGCCGAAGCGGCACAUGAAUUCACCGUGUACCGCAUGCAGCAGUAUGACCUGCAGGGACAACCGUACGGUACCAGGAAUGCCAUAUUGAACACAGAGGCGCGUACUGUGGAGGCGGAAGUGCUAAGCCGCCGCUGUGUCAUCAUGCGGCUGGUGGACUUCUCCUAUGAGAGGUAUCAGAAAGCCCUGCGCCAGUCCGCUGGGGCUGUGGUCAUCAUUCUCCCCAAGAAUAUGUCCACCAUGCCGCAGGACAUAGUGCAGCAGUUCAUGGAGCUGGAGCCAGAGAUGCUGGCCACAGAGACCGUUGUCCCGGUUUACUUUGCUCUGGAGGAUGAUGAGCUGCUCUCCAUCUACACACAGACCCUCACCUCCUCCUCCUCCCAGGGCUCCUCCUCUGCAGCUGAAGUGCUGAUCCACACAGCCACAGCCAAUGGCUUUCAGAUGGUGACGAGUGGGGCUCAGAGCAAGGCAGUGAGUGACUGGGCCAUUACCAGUCUAGAGGGGCGACUGGCUGGAACUGGAGGAGAGGACCUGCCCACCAUUGUCCUGGUGGCUCACUACGACUCCUUUGGUGUCGCUCCGUGGCUGUCCUAUGGAGCAGACUCUAACGGCAGUGGGGUGUCUAUGCUGCUGGAGUUAGCCAGGCUCUUCUCCAGACUCUACACCUACAAGAGGACACACGCUGGAUACAACCUGCUUUUCUUUGUCUCUGGAGGAGGGAAGUUCAACUACCAAGGCACCAAGCGCUGGCUGGAGGACAACCUGGAUCAUACAGACUCCAGUCUGUUGCAGGACAAUGUGGCAUUUGUGUUGUGUCUGGACACCCUGGGGAACGGGGACAGUCUGCACCUUCACGUGUCCAAACCCCCUAAAGAGGGAACCGCCCAGUACGCCCUGCUCAAAGAGAUGGAGACUGUGGCGUCCAACCAGUACCCAGAGGUCAAGUUCUCAAUGGUGCACAAGAAGAUAAACCUGGCGGACGAUACACUGGCGUGGGAACACGAGCGCUUCGGGAUCCGCCGGCUGCCGGCCUUCACGCUGUCCCACCUCAACAGCCACCGCGAGGUGCAGCGCUCCAGCAUCAUGGACGUGCGGUCAGUGUCCCCCUCUUCUGAACAUGGAUUGGGAGAGCCCCCUGCUGGACCUCAUGUGGAUCUGAGAAAGCUCAGCAGGAACACAAAGCUGAUUGCAGAGUCGCUGGCCAGAGUCAUCUACAACCUCACAGAGAAGGGUGCCCCAGGUGACCUACAGAUUUUCACUGAACAAAUGCAGAUGCAGGAGGAGCAGCUGUCGUCGGUGGUGGACUGGCUGACAGCCCAGCCGCGGGCUGCCCAGCUGGUGGACAAGGACAGCAGCGUGGUCAGCACCCUGGAGUACCACCUGGGACGGUACCUGAAGGACGUCCGCAGGCACUACGUCAAGGCUGACAAGAGAGACCCAGAGUUUGUCUUCUACGAUCAGCUCAAACAGACCAUGAAUGCUUACAGGGUGAAACCAGCCAUCUUUGACCUGCUUCUGGCAUUCUGCAUCGCAGCUUACCUCGGAGUGAUAUAUCUGUCCAUCCAGCACUUUGUGGUUCUCUACAGUGUGGUGCGCAGAAUCACAACGCCCAAGACCAAGCAGCAUUAAGCCACUCCUCUUCCUCUCAUUCAGACUCCUCACACCGACAACGAGCUCUAGCCAGUAACAAAACGGGGGCGGACCAAGCAGCUCAUCUUUUUUUUUUACCACCCAAUCUAUCUCCUUUGUUCCUCUUUGGAAAUGAAACGUGUUGAAUCAUUUCUCUCUGCCAAGUUUAGCCAUCUAGUCAGUUCCUUCAAUGGCUGUCAAGUCAGAAUGCACUCUGGUCUUCCUGUCCCCGUGAAAUCAGAUGACAAACAUUUCCUCGUACGCCCAAUCCCUCAUCAACUCCUAGUCCCUAACCCCUAUUUUCCCCUAUGAUCUGAGAGAAUUUGAUAGGUGUAAGAAAUAUGGUAAUAGCAUUAACUUGUGCUCAGAUAUGCUGGGUGACAUUUUCACCAGUUUGCUUACACCUAUCCAUAAGGAGUAGGUACUAGGGGUUGUUGUGGGAUUGGGCAUUUCUAUACCCACAGCUCACUCCUCAGUGCCCUAUAGUGUGAAUUUUGCCAAACCACAAUGGGUCGUCUUCUUGGGCAGCUAUGGAGUAGCAGUGAGACUUGGCAAUAUUGUUUGGAUGGAUGGUUGAUAUAUUUAGUCAACCUGACUAGAUUUAUUUUUCUAUAGGAUUUUUUUCUUUUUUUUAACCCCAAUGAACUAAUUAAAUAGUGCCUUCAGAAAGUAUUCAUACACCUUGACUUAUUCCAUAUUUUUGUUGUUACAGCCUGAAUUCAAAAUGGAUUAAAUUGUUUUUUUCUCAUCCAUCUACACACAAUACUCCAUAAUGACAAAGUGAAAAAAUUUUUUUACAUUUUGUAGCAAUUUCUUUGCACAACCCUGAGUCAAUAGAUGUUAGAAUCACCUUUGACAGCGAAUACAGCUGUGAGUUUUACACACCUGGAUUGUACAAUAUUUGCACAUUAUUCUUAAAAAAAUUCUUCAAGCUCUGUCAAGAUGAUUGUUGAUCAUUACUAGACAGCGAUUUUUCAAGUCUUGCCAUAGAUUUUCAAGACGACUUUAAGUCAAAACUGUAACUAGGCAACUCAGGAACAUUCAAUGUCGUCUUGGUAAGCAACUCGUGUAUAUUUGGCCCUGUGACACCCAGUGUCUGUUGGAAAGCAGACUGAACCAGGUUUUCCUCUAGGAUUUUGUCUGUGCCUAGCUUUAUUCUGUUUAUUUUUAUCCUAAAAAACUCCCUAGUCCUUGCGGAUGACAAGCAUACCCAUAACAUGAUGCAGCCACCACCAUGCUUGAAAAUAUGAAGAGUGGUACUCAGUGAUGUUGGAUUUGCCCCAAACAUUAGCGCUU
Salmo salar (Atlantic salmon) is the source of this 3145-nucleotide messenger RNA. Its product is annotated as BOS complex subunit ncln. Gene Ontology annotation, cellular component: membrane. The record is from RefSeq and is a predicted model, not a curated record. NCBI's taxonomy places the organism in Eukaryota, Metazoa, Chordata, Actinopteri, Salmoniformes, Salmonidae. Gene Ontology annotation, biological process: regulation of signal transduction.